UUUCAGAUUAUGCCGGCUUUGCAAUGGUUUUUAUUCAUUUCCAGUUUAAUUUCAAUUUUAAUUUACACUAUGAUCGUUUUCACUUUAAAACGUCAUCGAUCAAAUGCUCUACUUGGCGGUUCCUUUUUUAGAAUUGUGGAAAUGCAGUAUUAUGCGGAACUAUUUUUCUUCGUCGAAUUUUCAAUCACCAUGCGCUUCAGAAAAUAUAGCUCGCUUUAUGCAUUUUUCGAGCCAGACACGGAAUUUCACGGUAUCAUUCCGCGUAUUGUGUCUGGAUUUCAUUAUUAUAUUAAGAUUGUGGUAUACAUUGGGUAUCUAACGUUUGCUCUGAAUCGACUCACUUCCGCACUCAAUAUAUCAUCAUAUAACAGUAUUUGGACUCCAAAGCUUUUACAGCGAGUCAGAAUAGUGAAAUGGGCACUGCCUUUAAUAGGAAUUCUACCAACUCAUGCUUGGCCGGGUUUUACUUAUUGGUUUAUGAUAACUUCUUCAUCUAUACGAUUAACAAAUGAUUCCUUAUCCACAGCGCUUGUUGCAUACGUUGACGGAAUUUGUUGUCUUGGAACGUGUGUUUUCUGCAUGAUUUGCUAUACUGCAACGUGUUUCUUGAUACGGAAAAAUUGGAAACGUGUGAAAACUGACACGGUAUUCCGAAAAAACAAUGCACAAUCUGCUGCAGAAAGAAGUCUACUUGUUUCCGCCAUUUUAUCAUUUAUCGUGUUAAUAUUGAACACUGCUGUACAAGUUGUUACCAUUUUAAUAUCCUGGGGUGGUGCGACAACAUUACUUUUUGUUCAAGACCUCUCAUAUCCUAUGAUUGAUCUUAUGUAUUCCCAUUUUCCAUGGGCGUUAUUAGUCACGUCGGGAGUUCUGAGGAAGCAAAUGAUUUACGAUACAAAAAUUUUCCUACGAACGGCUUUCAAGCUUGACGAUGCAUCGGUGAACACAAUACGGGUUGGGCAUACUGUAUCUCCCGCCACACAGAAAACAACAAAUAGGACGCUGGCUUAAUUGGUUUACGUGUAGUUUUAGGCACUUUUGAAACAGCAUUGUCACUGUUAACUAUUGUUUGGAAUGUUGUUAUAAAAAAUUUGAAUGUG
Messenger RNA from Caenorhabditis elegans, 1100 nucleotides. RefSeq names its product Serpentine receptor class gamma (gene srv-5). Gene Ontology annotation, cellular component: membrane. The record is from RefSeq and is marked reviewed. The transcript is spliced from 8 exons. Gene Ontology annotation, biological process: sensory perception of chemical stimulus. NCBI's taxonomy places the organism in Eukaryota, Metazoa, Nematoda, Chromadorea, Rhabditida, Rhabditidae. Gene Ontology annotation, molecular function: transmembrane signaling receptor activity. The coding region runs from base 10 to 1011 and encodes 333 amino acids.